GCAUUUAUCUAUAGUUCAUGUCACGUAACUAUAACAAAAUGCGCGCAUAUGUGCUUUACGGAACCCAGCUAUAGUGUCUCUAUCAUUGUCGUGUUGUACUGUUGUCAUUACUGUUGUUAUUAUUUCAAUUAUUUCAUUACAGUGUAGGCAUUUUUUCACUGGCUUAUCAUGCACAGAACGACUCGCACGUCCUAUCGUAUAGGAAACCGUGCUAAUGGUGCUACAAAAGGAAGGCAGAGAUGUAACACAGAGAAAAAUAUAGCAAAGACUUUCUCUGUACACAGUAAUGAUGCAAGUUUAUUGAUACAAGAACAAAACAAGAACAAAUUGAAUACCACCAAAGAAGUAACAAAUAAUUUAAAAACAGUCGAAACACAAUCCAUUUUAGAAACAUGCAAAUCUUCUAUAGCAAUAGUUUAUUCUUAUAAUCAAGAUUUAAACACUGAAGUUACAAAAGAAAAAAAUCAAGUAGUUCUUUUUAAUAAUGCGCAAACUAUUUCAACUUGUGUUCAAGUAAAAGAAGAGAUUAUAUCUUAUGUAGAACAAUUUAAAACCGAUGAAACGCCAGUAGCUGUUCCAAUUCAUAUGCCUUCUACACCACAUAGAAUAAAAAUGCCAUCAGAAGAUUUAGAUGAGAAAGCUACAAUUAUUACUAAGGAAAAACAAUCUGUGAUUACAUUAUUUAGUCCAUUGCGAAUUAUAAAAAAGCCGACUCUACGUGGCCGUAAAAGAGUAGCCUCCAAUCAAUCCUUUAGUAAUCGUUUGUCAAAGCCGUCAAGCAUUGAAACAAAUCAUUCAAUUACUGACUACUUUCCAGUACGCCGUAGUGUAAGAAAGAGCAAAAAAGCUGUAUUGGAAGAAAAACAGCGUGAUUUAGAAAAUAAGGUACUUUAUCAAGUAGAAGAUGGUUUAGAGAUCAGAAAUUUUCCGGGUAAAGGACGCGGUGUCAUAACGACGCGAGAAUUUGCUAAAGGUGAAUUUGUAGUAGAAUAUAUUGGUGAACUGAUCAGCCAAGGAGAAGCAAAGGAACGUGAAGAAAUAUACGCCCAAGAUCAGAAUACUGGUUGUUACAUGUAUUAUUUUCAACAUCGUAAUCAACAGUAUUGUGUUGACGCAACAGCGGAGACUAAUAAACUUGGAAGAUUGGUCAAUCAUUCGAGGACCGGCAAUUUAAUUGCACGAAUCGUUGAAGUCGGUUCAAUACCACAUCUGGUACUUACGGCAAAAGAAAAUAUACCAAUCGGCGUAGAGAUCACAUAUGACUACGGAGACCGAAGUCGCGAAUCUAUUCGUCAUCAUCCAUGGUUGGCGUUAUAGCACUUCCAAUUUAUUAUUUAUAUAAUAUCGCUUUACAUUGUAAAAAAGAUUCAUUUCAUUUUUGUUCCUCUUAUGAAGAAAGUAGCGCGUAUGUUAAAUUAUGUAUAUAAAUUGUUUUGACAACGAGAUGGCGUAUUAAACACGCGACUUUGCAAGCUUAUAUGCUAAUAAAUUCCAUAUAUACUUUUUUAUUCUA
Messenger RNA from Pogonomyrmex barbatus (red harvester ant), 1513 nucleotides. It is a transcript of the gene Set8, whose product is annotated as SET domain containing 8. Gene Ontology annotation, cellular component: polytene chromosome; nucleus. Gene Ontology annotation, biological process: regulation of transcription by RNA polymerase II; regulation of DNA damage response, signal transduction by p53 class mediator. Lineage: Eukaryota; Metazoa; Arthropoda; Insecta; Hymenoptera; Formicidae. Gene Ontology annotation, molecular function: transcription regulator activity; protein binding; histone H4K20 methyltransferase activity. The record is from RefSeq and is a predicted model, not a curated record.